AUGGCGUAUUGCCCGACGGAAGAGAAAUAUGGCUACGAAGAUAGUCGUUUUGAGAAAGCUGUCGAUGCCAACUUUCAUUGCUCUAUCUGCUACAAUGUUCUUAAGGAACCAAUGAUGUGUAGAAAUAAUGAACACAUAUUUUGCCGUGGCUGUAUCACUGAACAUUUAACUGUGAACUCGCAUACUUGCCCAGAAUGUAACGAGGACUUGACUGUCGAAACACUUCGCAAAGCCCCGCGUCUGGUGAGCAAUUAUUUAUCUGAACUCAAGAUAAAGUGCGAUUAUUCUAACCGAGGUUGUCAACAGUACAUUCGUCUUCAAGAGCUAGAUUCUCACGUCGAGAAUUGCGGGUUUGCUCCGGUGAAAUGCUCAAACGAGGAAUGCGGAAUGUCAAUUAAUAAGCGAGAGAUUAUUCAUCACGAGAGCACAGUAUGCGAAUACAGGAAAGUGAAGUGUCAUAACUGUGGGAAGAUCGAGAAAGAUGUUGAAGAUAUCAAGGAAAAAAUGGAAAAAGAAGUUGGAGCAAUGAAAGGCAGCCUGAAUGAAAUAGAAGAGCAAAUGAAAAGUAAUUGUAAGGAAGUAAAAGCGAUGAUGGCAUUGGUUUUGGACAAAUUGACUGCUCUUGAACUCACAGUUAAAAUUUCAUCUUCAAUCACGAAAGUGUGUACUACACUAAAAAACGACCUCGUUGUAGUAGGAGGUUGCCCCGAAAAUUCGUUGGAGAGAUAUUUUAGUAAAGAGUCUGUGUGGAAAAGAGUGUUGUCAAUGGAAAAUUGCUCCACGGCCAUCGUGUUUUUUGUCUACAAAGAUCAAUUGUUUGUCGUUUGCAGAGAUUCGGUACGAGUCAUACAUUUAAGUGAAUCUCUUCUACAGAUGAAUCAAUUUCCAGCCAUAUGGACACACUGCUGUACUAACCUACCUACCGUAAUCUAUCAGGAUCAAGUGUUUUUUAUUGGUGGGUACAAUGAUGAAAACCGUUGUUAUGAUAAUUUAAUUUCAGAAUUAAAUCUUUCUGCACCUACAUACACCUAUAAACAGUUGUCUCGUAUGCCCGAACCGAGGCAACAUCAUUGCGCGGAGGUAAUUAAGGACAAAAUAGUGGUUUUGGGAGGAGAAACUGCUCCUAGUGUUAGCAAUAUAACAGAUAGUGUAAUAGAGUUUGACAUAGUCAAGAAUGAGUGCAAACCCAUGCCUCCAUUGCCUUAUGCUGUGACGGGGGCAGCGUCAGUUCGCUGGCAAAACAAGGUGAUUUUACUUGGAGGUCGUGGUAGGAAUGGAAUCGCAUUAAAUACUGUUCUAAUGUAUGAUUGUGAAACAGGGGAAACAAAAGAGUUACCAUCAAUGUUAGAGAAGAGAGUUUUGGCAUGUGCAGUUAUUACCGAUAACAUAAUUGUAGUUAUGGGUGGGUUUGGCAUGCAUCAGAAUUCCGUCGAGGGUUAUGUUUUAGGAGGUUAUUCAUGGGAAUAUCUUCCCGUCAUGAACGAGCACAGAUAUUGUGCUGUUGCAGCAGUGGUACCAACUGAGCUCAAUUGA
Molecule: messenger RNA, 1533 nt
Organism: Paramuricea clavata
Lineage: Eukaryota; Metazoa; Cnidaria; Anthozoa; Malacalcyonacea; Plexauridae
Source: the annotation of a GenBank genome assembly